GCCCGGUCUCCUGGCCGGCCGAGCGCUUACGCUCCUCGCACACAGCGCGCCGCUGUCAGGGCGCGCGGGGCGGCAGAGCGGCUGGCCGGGCAGGGCAGAGCCGGGGGCGGCGAUGCGUUGGCGCCGGCCAAGCCCUCGGGAGCCUCGUCCGCAGCCGCCGCAGCCGCCACCGCCGCCGCAAGAUGCCCGGGAAGCUCCAGAACCGCUACAACCUGGUGGACGACGCGGGGGACGCGCGGGUGCCGCUGCACAACGAGGAAGCCUUCCAGCACGGCAUCCACUUCCAGGCCAAGUACAUUGGUAGCUUGGACGUGCCAAGACCCAACAGCCGUAUGGAGAUUGUGGCCGCCAUGAGAAGAAUCCGGUAUGAGUUUAAGGCGAAGAACGUGAAGAAGAGGAAAGUCAACAUCGUGGUCUCGGUAGACGGGGUGAAGGUGCUGCUGCGGAAGAAGCCGAAGAGGAAGGAAUGGACCUGGGAUGAAGGCAAAGUGCUGGUGAUGCAUGACCCCGUCUAUCGGAUCUUCUACGUCUCUCAUGACUCCCAAGAUCUCAAGAUCUUCAGCUACAUCGCCAGGGACGGCACCAACAACUCCUUCCGCUGCAACGUUUUCAAGUCCAAGAAGAAGACCCAGGCGAUGCGCGUGGUGCGGACGGUGGGCCAAGCUUUCGAAGUGUGCCACAAACUCAGCCUGCAACACGCCCUCCAGAAUGCGGACGGGCAAGCCGACGGUGCCAGCAACAACUCUGCCGAAGGCGCUCAGGUAGAAGGUCUCCAACCCUCAGAACAAGCCUUGGCUGACCAAGACCUCGGCUUGGCUGGGUCGCUAGGGGUCUGCCUGCCUGACUGCGGGGUCUGCGAGCUGCCUUUCUCUGUGCCUGACCUGGGAGAGCUGGACAAUGGGCUCAGCCUCAAGGCGAAGGACAGCCAGGAAAAGGAGAACGGCGGUUUCCGGCCCUCCUCUGCCCAGCCUCUCGGCAGCACUGGGAGCCCUUCUUCCUCUGCCUCGGCCACCCCACUUGCCUCCCAGCACCGCCUGCAGCUGCUCCAACACCAGCUCUUCCAGCAGCAACAGCAGACGCAGGUGGCAGUUGCACAGGUGCAGCUGCUGGAGGACCAGCUGUCCGCCGAGACCACGGCCCGCGUGGAGGCCCAGGCUCGUGUCCGCCAGCUGCUCCUGACCAACCGCGAUCUCCUUCAACAUGUCUCCUUGCUGGUGAGGCAACUGAAGGAGCUGGAAAUCAAGGUCCAGCUGUGGCGUCCAGUUGAGCGUUCCUUGCAGAACCUGAGCUCCGAGCACCCGCUGUCCCUUAACCUGAAGGACCACUACAGUCUGGAAAUCAACCUGUCUUCCACCUCAACACCAGCCAGCAUCGUGGGCAGCCCCACGACACACCUAGCUUCUUAUGAAUCCCACCAGAACUUGACCAACUUGGAGAUGGGUAGCGGAUUGUCUGGCAGGCUGGAGAAACAGGAACAUCUGGCAAUUCUGGAAGGGCCUGACGGGCUCCGCAGCGUGGAGGGAUCUGAGGCAGAUGAAUGCAGCGGACCCAAUGGAAGCGCGCAACCGACUUCCAGUGGUCCGGAUGCCGUGAUGCUGAAGGAAAGGUUGCAGCUGUUUAUCCCCAAGCUGAAUCCACCUCCACCGACCUUGCGAAGGAGAUCAAGUAAAACCAUCUCUCCCAGCUCAGAAGCAGAGAAGAUUGGGGCGUCUUCCAGGGCCGCCCCUGAACCCUCCGUGCUCAGCAGCCCAGGCAUCUUCUCUAGGCCCGAGUCUGAAGCCAGGAUGCUGGGAGGAGGCCAGAACGCCAGUGCCCGUGCCAAAACCCAAGGCCAGGAGAGUGUUGGGCGGCCAACAGAAGCCCGUAUGUGGGUGGGAACAGCUGAGAACUGGGGUGCCCCACAGCCCUUCUUGAGCAUCAAUGAAACCUGCCUGCACAUCAGUCUGUCCGAGGAUGAGCUUGACCGGAAGGGGAGCUGUGUUGCUCACGCAUAGGAAUGCUUGAGGGACAGACUGCAGUUGAACGCUCUGCAAGGCAGAAAUCCUCAAAUGGAUUCACGAAAGUAACCCGCAGAAGUUGGCCAUCUCAGAAGCAGGUGUCUUCCUCCAGAUACCAUCUGAAGCCUCCUAAGAAAUGUCACCCAACUUCUUGACAUGGUUGGCUGGUUUGCAGACUGUGAUACCCUCGUAAAGCAGUGAAGGUCCAUCGGGAAACAUUCUCAACAACUUCACUCCCAUCUGGAGAGGACCUCAGUCCCAAUGGCUGAACAAAGAGCCCUGGCCAGAAAUUGGUCCCAAGGCUUGAAGGACAUCAAGAUAUUUCAGGGGCAAAGAUCAUUUCCACAUGGCCUAGAUAAUGCAACAAAAGGUUCUACCGUUUGGUCAACAAAGGUCAACAUCUGAGAGAAAGCUAGUUCUAGUUGAGCUGUGAUUUCCAGAUAUCUCCAUGCAGAAGUUGACUCCUCCUGAACCAGCAAGUUUAGAGCUGAGGGGGACACACUGGUGCCAGGAUUUUGGAGCUAAAGAAACCUGGCGUGUCCCUCCAGAUGUCUCUUUCCUCCCUGUCUCCUUUAUCAGCUGAACUUCUGGGGUUCUACUGGAGAAGAUGGGAGUGGAAUAAUCAGGAGAAAAGCUGGUGUUUA
Messenger RNA from Notechis scutatus (mainland tiger snake), 2641 nucleotides. The record is from RefSeq and is a predicted model, not a curated record. Lineage: Eukaryota; Metazoa; Chordata; Lepidosauria; Squamata; Elapidae.